Suillus subaureus is the source of this 324-nucleotide messenger RNA. RefSeq lists its product as uncharacterized. The record is from RefSeq and is a predicted model, not a curated record. NCBI's taxonomy places the organism in Eukaryota, Fungi, Basidiomycota, Agaricomycetes, Boletales, Suillaceae. The coding region runs from base 1 to 324 and encodes 107 amino acids. The transcript has a single exon.
AUGGAUGUUCGGUCCAGGGAACUCACGGUGACUUACAAAAUUGUCCCGCCGCCAUCUACAGUGACUCCUCCGUCCCUCUCGCAGGAGACGACUCAUAGGUUUUCUAUCACAUCUCUGCCUGACUUGGAGUCGAAGGAGGACGCUGACUCGGAGCUGAAGAGAUAUUAUGCAUCUCUGCGAGCAUCGAUUGCAGAAGCUCGCACUAAACUCGGAGAAGAGUUGACUGCUUGGAGGGAUGCAGUAGGAAAUACGGAACUUGGAAAAGAGAAGUCUGUAAAAACUGAAGCCGACGACGAAGGAGAGGAAGAGAACGCAGAGGAAUGA